This is a messenger RNA of Macrobrachium nipponense, 9311 nucleotides long. RefSeq lists its product as uncharacterized. The transcript has 8 exons. Gene Ontology annotation, biological process: engulfment of apoptotic cell; phosphatidylserine exposure on apoptotic cell surface; apoptotic process involved in development. The record is from RefSeq and is a predicted model, not a curated record. NCBI's taxonomy places the organism in Eukaryota, Metazoa, Arthropoda, Malacostraca, Decapoda, Palaemonidae. Gene Ontology annotation, cellular component: plasma membrane. The coding region runs from base 429 to 1880 and encodes 483 amino acids.
ACUCACACGAGAGAGGAGAGACGAGACGACAAUUUUCAGGUUCAGUUACCCGUUGGCCAUCGGAGUGUAAGGUUUGUGUCGCUCUGAACUGCAAAUGACACGUGCAAGGAUAUAUUAUUAAAAAUCGUCGCUGUGACGUCAUUCGCUGUCCUAAUGACUGACGCCCAUCCUGCUGAGGGCGCCGCCGGUGACAGAAUCUUGUUGUGGGCUGUGAGGAAGUAAGCGACGAUCUCAAGACGAUCCUAAGACGAUCUCCUGACGAUCUAAAGACGAUCUUCCGACAAUCUCCUGCGAAUUCCUGACGAUCUGAAGACGAUCUCCCAAGACGAUCUUACGACGAUCUCAAGACGAUCUUCCGACGAUCUCGAGACGAUCUUCCGACGAUCUCGAGACGAUCUCCUGCGAAUUCCUGACGUUAGCUUCCCCGGAUGAGGAAGGGAUCGCAGAUGAACGGAAAGGCGAUGGACAAGAUGGAGAACAAGAAGCUGGCUUGGUCCAGGGCGGCUCUGGGAGACGAUCCGGAAGAGGAGGACCUCUCUGACGAAAGGAAAGGCGCCCUUUGUUGCUGCAGGUCUACUUCCGGUUGUGGUCCCUCCUGCUCCAUAUUUUGGAAGUACGUCUUUGGGCGCGCCUUCAAGAUGUCCAUGUACGUCCUAGACAUCGUGACAGACGUCUCCGUGGCUGUGGCUGACUACAGGAGAGGAGAUUUGGCCUUCGCCGCCAUAACCCUGGCCCUAGUCUUCACUCCCGGGUUUCUGUUCGCCCUCUUCGCCUUCACGCAGGUCCUCUACAACACGACGGGGCUUCUGACGUGCAUCAAGGCGCCCUUCUGGCUUCUCGUCUUUCCGGUGCUGCCUCUUUGGCCGGUCGUCAGGGACCUCCACCAAAUAUAUCACGGCAUCAUGGCCCUGUUCCCUUCGAGCAGACAGCACCACCUGAAUAAUCUGAACAGGCCCAGCCGUGCCUACCUGGUCAAGUUCCUGGAAGCCUUUACGGAGUCAGCGCCGCAGAUAUUACUCAGGCUGUACAAGAUCACGAUACGGAGGAUGGACAUGCCCUUCUACGACAUAGAACCGAUCGAGUACUUCCAAGUGACUCUCUCUCUCGUAACACUGGCCGCGAACAUCAUCUCCACGUACCAGAAGAGCAUCUCGACAGCGCAAAUCGUCAGCGGGGAGAUGGACCAGCACGAGAGGUUUCGAUUGCCCUGUCACACUCAGAUCUUCAUCUUCUUCUGGUGGCUGCCUUUCCUGAUAGCCCGUUUCCAGUCGAUGGCCCUUUUCGCCGGAGCGCUGAAUUGGUGGAUCUUUGUCGUCAUAGGGAUCCACGUGGUCAUCGUCUUUCUCUUCCAGACGGUCGCUGCCGGGAAGGACCGGGUCAAGAGGGUCUUCAUCUACCUGUUCAGCGGCUUCGUGUUCAUUUUCACCUACCUGCAGUUCAACAUGAAGCCUAGAAUGAAGGUCACCCCGUGGUUCCCGUACGCCAUUUAUGUCAUCGUGGUGUUUAUCGAAAACUCUGUGAUGCUGGUGGCGUGGUUCUUCCACCAGCAGAACACGGUGGCAGCCUUGACGUUAUUCACGCCAGAAGAAAAAGAAUCGCAGAGGACGCAUCGGGUGUACCUCAUCUUCUUCCACUACGCCGUCUUCUGCAUCGCUGUCAUCAUGAUGAUCCUGACCUUCUGCUGUGCUCCGAAGAGGCCUGAGAGUAGUAAGAAGAAGGAGGAGAAGAAGAAGGAACGGAACAAUGCACACGAGUUGACAACACCCCAAGAGCUGACUCCAACUUGGAAGAAUGCACACGAGUUAACAACACCCCAAGAGCUGACUCCAACUUUGGUGACUAGUACCCAAGAACUGACAGCCACUCCCAAGGCCUCUUAGUAUUGUUUACUUUUACUUUGAUGAUGCUGUAGGUUUCAGAAACUGUUUUACUGCAGGUCAUACGGAGCAUUUAGGGGUACAGUACAGUAUAGCCUUAAUUUACCUUAAUUAUUCAAAAACAGUAUUUUACUGACGUAGUCAAGUUUUUUAUAAAUCAUGUUGAUUAUAUAAUUAUCUAAAGGUAGACAUAAAUUUGUAAUCAUUGCAAUUCUAUAAGAAUUUAAACUCAGUUUUUGCAUUACCUCGCCGAGGUCUGAAACACUAGACAUACUAUGAGAGGGUCAUUUCACUGUAUAAGACAGGACUUAUGAAGUUUUAUUUUUGUACGAAAAUGGGAAACGAUAAAUAAAAACACUUCGUCUGUCAAUAAAAAAUUAAUGCUUUGCUAGUUGGACUUUUAUCUAUGUGAGUUUAAGCAAGGGAAAGGAAUAUCUGUGCAAGGUUAAGCAGGGGAAAGGAAUAUCUACAUAUGUGAGGUUAAGUAGGGGAAAGGAAUAUCUAUGUGAGGUUAAGCAGGGGAAAGGAAUAUCUAUGCGAGGUUAAGCAGGGCAAAGGAAUGACUGCAUGCUUCAAGAAGGUAAGCUAAAUGGUUACUAUUACCGCAGCAGCAGCAGCAGCAGCAGCAGCUGCUGUAUCAGGUUAGCUGGAAGGGACAUAAAUGAAACCAGUUUGCCAAGUUUUGAGAGAGAAAGAAAACAGGAAAAUAAAACUUUAGUAGGAGAUUUAGGAAAGAUAGUGACGUUCAGUAGAAAGUCGAGAAAAGUACAGUUAAAUAUUUUGAAUGACAAUAGUUUUGCAGACUAUGCUCACAAAAGCACGACAGUGGUUGCGAAGCCUGAAUGGUACUGGGAAACUGCGUUUUCUGAUAUGUACAAGUAAUGAAGCAGGAGAUUGUAAAUAUUCAUUAUACUCUCCAUAGCAAACACCAAGCAAAUUCUAGUUAAGAUAACCAAACAUUAAUGAAAAUGCCAUUACAGUAACACCUCAACAUGACUAUAGCUGGUUCACUUAAGGUAGAUUCUUGGGUGAGCCCUAUAUCUACGAGACGUUUGUUUGGCGGGCGCCGAUUGGCUGGGAGCUGCCUACCUCCCAGUACCAGCCAAUCAGCGCCCGCCAAACAAACGUCUCGUAAGCAUACGACUCAUCCAAGAAUCUACCUUAAGUGAACCAGCUAUACGUGCUUACCGCCUCUAAUGAUGCUAUUUUUAACCAUGCCAUCAUCUUUGAUGUGAUACGGUAAAAAAUAAAUUUCUUAAGUUGAAAGUUAGGUGUAAUGCACAGCUUACUUUAGGUUAGGAAUUAAGAGGAAUUGCUGUUGGCUCUAUGACAGCUAGAAAAUAUGUAAGUGCAAGCUACAUAUAACACAGGGUCUUUGUUACUUAUCACAUAGCCAGGCAACCAGGGUCUGAUAAAAUGAGGUGUUACCGUUCAUAUCGAACAAACCACUGCCUUAGCCUUUGGGUAAAACCUUUGCCUGUGCCUUGCCAUCUGGUGAAGGAAGAUGAUUUAAACUGGUCUUCGGAAGACUUUAUACACCUGGCAUCUCUCCUCUGCCACCCUCAUUGCUUUAUUAACUUUGGUUUUGAUGUCGACUAGCAACUCACUUGCCCUGAUAUCUGACACCAUUCAAGUUGAGAAACACUCCAAAUGACAUUCUAGCUACUACAAUAUGGAUUUGAUGUCAGCUACCGACUAGCCAGCUCUGAUAUCAGCCAUUCAAGUUGAUAAACAUUUUAGCAUUUGGAAACAUAUUCCAGCCCCUACAAUUUACAGGGGAAAAAUGCAGUACACGGUUUUUAGGGUCAAACUUCAAUGUUAGGCCAACUAUAAAAACUGCCUCUUGAAGCCGUACUUUUGAAACUUUUGCCACUCCACGUUGCCAUGACGCUCACAGGCUAGGUUUUACAGAGGGCCGUGGAGUUAUGAUGUCAUUAAACCCCUUUUCUAGCUUUAAAUUUACUGAGAGGAGAACAGUGACUGAGAAUUUAGAUUAAAAACAGUGUGUACUUUAUAUUCAUAAAUUAAAGUGUACUACUUUAGUAUAUUUUGCCACGUAAAUUAUUCUCAAAAGCAAAUGAAAUUGCAAUUUUUUUUAUUUAUUUAUUUAUUUAUUUUUUUACAAUCUUACCCAGUUUUGAUGUGUUUCUGCACCCUCAGGCCCACACAGUUAUGGCGGUAGUCCCAGCGCUGUCUCAUUUCCACAAAUUGUUCUCUGAACCAAAAAUAUGACUGUAAGUUUGCACCUACAAAACAAGAAUAUGACGGCUUAAGUUUGCCUUUCUGAAACAAGAAUAUGAUACCUGAAGUUUGUUUGUUUGUAUGGUAUUUUUACGUUGCAUAGAACCAGUGGUUAUUCAGCAACGGGACCAAUGGCUUUGCUUGACUUCUGAACCACGUCAAGAGUGAACUUCUAUCACCAGAAAUACACAUCUCAGUGGAAUGCCAGAGAAUCGAACUCGUGGCCACUAAGGUAGCACCCCAACACCAUGCUGACCACGCCACUGAGGUGCUGACAGCUGAAGUUUGUCUUUCUGAAACAAGAAUAUGACAGCUUAAGUUUUCCUCUACGAAAUGAGAACAGGACAGCUGAAGUUUGCCCUCCAAAACAAGUACAUAUACAAAGUUUUUGGGAAAUGGCAUACACCCAUGCACCUUUUCAUGAGCAUUUUCAUUACUGGUAGCAGCUUCCAUUACGGACACAGCCUUCCUGUUGAUAUCUCAGCUGAUUUUUGUGGAAUCUCGAAACUCUCUACAUCAUUCAGAGAUAUUCCUCUCAAAGAUGUUAGUUUCAACUGAAUCUCUGUAAGAACCUUCCAUCCUCAGGCUGUACUUGGCAGAAUGGGUCAAGAUUUUAUCAGUGGUUUGAGGAAGAGCCUCCCUCUUUUUGGACAAAUGGAUUUAUUCCUGUAAAUGGAAAUAUAUACAACUUUAUUUCAUUAUGUAGUUAUUUCUUAUAAGGCUGGACCUCUCAGAAGUGAGUAUUUUCCAGAACCAGAACACGAAAGAAAAAUUCCAUGCUGUAGAUGGGACAGCCCUUUGGUCCUCUGCAUUGAGAUGUAGAUGGGACAACCCUUUUGUCCUCUGCAUUGAGUUGAAAACACAAACCCAUACAAUUCAUCUUCACUUUAACCCUGGCAACCACAGGUUCAUGGCCACAUAGAUUAUCAGUUUAAGUAUCACCAUAGAAACUGGCGAAAGAAAGUUUCUCUUCUUGCUUGACUGUAGACUCAACUGCUUCUAAAGGUAAUGAGGUACUUCUGUGUCCCACCUGAACACUGGAAGUAUGUUGUAGCCACUUGCUUGGCUUGACUGUCCUACUGGUGCUUCUUUGUCCUGUGACAAAAAUUACCAAGUAAGUAAUUUGCAUUUUUCUUGUGUAAACAAACUUACGCUUUCAUAAAUGAAGUAUUCCAGCACAUCUCGUAUUUUGGCUGUGUACCAACUGAAAAAAAAACACAAGCCUAUCAAUUAGGCUGGGACAUCACCCUGACUCUACUAGCCUAGCUCAUACUUUAUGCUUCCUGCUGUGCUCACAUAUGGUUGUUCUUAAGUGAGGGGAACACUUUGUGCUGACAUGCUUUUUGCAACAUUUCUCCUUGUGUCUGAAACUGAAUUCUGUGCCGCUGUGAAACCUUUACCUAUUGCGCUGUUGGUGCUAGUAGCCUGGUGUCAAUUCCUGAGUUUAUAAUGGGUUGGCGUGUUGUUAAUUUUGAGAAGCUACGAAAGCGCUAGUACGUCGGUUCGGAAGACCAGCGUCAUGUCUUGGUGCCAGGUCCUUGAGAUUCUCGAGGGAUAAAAGCUUCAGUUAGUGGCUUGCUAGGCCUAUCCUAAUCUAUCACUGAAUAUAAUAUCAGUGAUUUAGUCAUUUGGUCCCUGCCUUUAUUUGAUAUCUUUGGAGCAGCCCUGCGAGUUGUAUUUCAUAGGGGUUCCUCCAGCUACCACCCAGGGGACGCGUCUGGUAGGAGUUUUCUCUCGCCAAGACGCCCCAUAAAUCAGUCAAAAUACUGAGAGAGAAAGGAGACUUUUCACUCUCUUUAAUUUGAAGUCAAGAGGUUUGCACAUAAGCUCUUUCUACCUUCUGUGUCGUGUUGGAAAUACCUUUAGUAUACCUCUUCCUGCUCCUACUUAGAGAUCUCAUAUAGAUAACUGGUGGCUCUGCUUCCAACAGUUACCCUGUCAGUGCUAAGCUUACCCCAAGUUGGUAGCUAAUUAUGUAUGAUACAUGUGCUGGACAUCUUAGAUUUCCUCUUAAGAGGUUGUCAACUCUCAUGAAAAAUUCACCAUCACAGGACCAGAGGACGUUAUGUCAGUGGUUUGUUUGAUAACAGGGACGUUUUUUUAUCGUACGUACAAACCACUGCUGUAUGCUUUGGUAACCCGUAAAAAGGGAUUUUUUUGUUGACCUGAGGCUUAGUACUGAAGGAAGUGGGUCAGUGUUAACAACCAAGUAGUAGACACCACCCUACUUACAAAUGAGUUGUUUUGGAUGCCCGUUUGUAUGUUGAAUUGUUUACAAGUUGGUAACUACUCUUCAAGCCUAUUUAAGUACAGUAUGAGAUAAAUUCAGUACAGUACUGUAUGUUUUCUCACCCCAAAACACAGAACACUGUACAUACAGCACUGUUUGUACAGAAAUACAAACUCAAAACUAAAUUUGAACUUACCGGUGGUAAAGGGAACAGUUAUAAUUUUCGAUCCCAUUUGUUUGCAUCUCUGAAUGUUUACAAGUUGAAUGUUUCGUAAUUAGGGUGGUUUCCGUAGUUCCAUGAGGCCAUGGGAGUCGCAUCACUCGAUUCCAACUGGGCUCACCCACAGGAAUUUUGCUCUGAAACAAGAAUUGAAAAUGAAACCAGCUGAAAUCAAUGUGGCUGUGCAACCAACGCUUCGCAUCCAAAGUACUAUAGGGCGAAGGUGCUUAAAGUGAUAGAUAAGAAAUUCACAACCUCGUGAUAAACAGUUCUCUGCUGGGUGCUGAUGAGCAAAAACCGCCGUUAACCGAAACUCAGCGAUUUAUACAACUUAUGGCGCCAAGUGUCGGUUAAUGGCGCCUCUGUCAGGUCUGUUAUGGUGCCAUAACUCUAUUAACGGCACCUUAUGGCGCAGAUAACCGAAACUCGGCCUGUUAUGGCACGGCACUAGACGAGCAUCAUAAAACCAGAUCGCCAUUAAACGAGUCCGCCGAUAACCAGGGACUACCUGUAACAGUAAACUCUAUUUCUGUGUAAAAUAAAAAAGCAAAGACAUUCAGGUGUUCCUCAUCAGUGUUUACAUUAAAACACCGAAGACGUGCUGCGAUCAUAAUACGUCGUACAAUGUAACAACAGUAUACAGGCAGUCCCUGGGUUACGACGGGGGUUCCAUUCUUGAGACUCGUUGUAAGCCGAAAAUCGUCGUGGAACAUCAUAAAAAAUCCUAAGAAAACCUUACUUUUAAUACUUUGGGUGCAUUGAAAACUAUGUAAACUGCAUUCUUAAUGCAUUUUUCAUGAAAAAAACCCUUCAAAUAUUGACUAUUUGGCAUUUUUGGUGUCAUAUUUCUUCUGCCAGAUUAGCGUUGUAGGCGUCGUAACCCUGGAAAUAAUUUCUGAUGAAUAUAAUUGAAAAGCGCCUUAACCUCGGAACUUCGUAAGUCUAACCCAGGGACUGCCUUGUAUUUUCAUAUCUAUUUACGGUCGUUGAAUCCAGUAUUCAUACAUUGCAUGUGUGUCGAAUUCAUCAAUUUGUCAAUAAUUGUUAAAAACCUGUUACAUAGUUAAGUGAACAAUUUUAGUUUUAAAUUUAGAAGCUGCAAAGUAUUUUAUAUAUGUAAAAUAUUUUAUAUAUGUAAAGUUCAACAGUUAAAAUCCACUGAUUUGUCUAUGAUUGUGAAAAAUCUGUUCUGUGAUUAUUAAGUGACCAUUUUUAUUUCUAAAUUCAGAAGCUACAGAACAUUUUAUAUAUGUACAUUUAAACUUAAAUUACACCCUAAACAAGCUCUGUAUACUGUAGUGUGUUACGACCAAUAGUGCCUCUGUAUUUGUACAUCUAUACACUCGUUACUCUAGGUCUGGAUUACUUGGGGAGUUCAAAAUGCCAAAAUAUAUAUGUAUCUGUCAAGGUUUUUAGUAUAUGGACAGACUGUAGCUCUCCAAAUAUUAAUAUCUUCUUGAAUGCAUAAUCCCUGGUCUAUGUGAAAAGGGGAAAGUUGGGUAAAGACCUCUUUUAGCUAAAGGGAUUCUGUAGACUCUGGGGGUAAUGUUCGAUCUGCAUAAACGUACAGUCAGCGACAGAGAAACGGCGGCCAAGACCAGAGAUGGCUCGGUAGAUGGAAUUGGAAUAGAAAUUUAGGCACAAGACAAAGCGCUGACACCUAUGAGGUUAUUCAGUGUGAAAGGGAAAUUGAAAGUAAAAUGGUUUCAAAGGUGUAACAAGAGGAAAACCUCACAGUUGCAUUACGAAACAACUGUUGGGAGAGAGUUGAAGGAAGUAGGAUGGAUGAAAGAGAAUAUGAAAGGAAAAACAGGAAAAGGAACGAAAGGGGUUGUAGGUAGGGGCUGAAGGGACAUGCUGCAAGACCCUUAAAUAAUGCCUACAGUGUAUCACAUGAGGUGCACUGACAGCACUACCCCAAAUUGAUAGAUUUUACCAUCACAAGCUGACUCAUUAAUCCUAUAUCCCAUUGCAGUCUGACUGAAAAUUUUCAAACGUCAUCUCAGGAUUCAAGUGAAUGUGAUAGAAUACUAUGGGAAGUAGGCAUCUGAAAUAGGAAUAUAUAAUUUAGGCCAAAUACAUAGCACUGGGACCUAUGAGGUCAUUCAGCGCUGAAGGGGAAAUUGACACUUAAGAAGGUUUGAAAGAUAUAACGGGAAGAAAAUCCCGCAGUUGCACUAUGAAAACAUUGUUGGUGGGAAGUUAUAUGGAAGAAAGACAACGUGAAUAGAGGUACAGUAAAAGGAAUGAAAGUGGUUGCAGAUAGGGGCUGAAGGGAUACUGAAAGACACUUAAGUAAUGCCUACAGUGCACCACAUGAGGACACUGAUGGCACUACCCCCUACAGGGAGGAAGUAGGCAUUUGUAAUGCUGCAAUCUUGUCUGAAGAUGCCGUAAGUAUUGAGAUAUCCUUCCAGAAUCCAGAUCAAGAAUGCCGACUAUAAUCCAUACUGUAUGAAAAAGACUACUAGAUCAUUUUUCUGUUAGACCUAACCUUUUGCCUAAACAAAUCAAGUUACUGUACUGUGAUAAAUUAUGAAAUGUGUAUGUAGGUGAAACUGUAUUUUAUUUGCUGCAUAAAAUGUAUAAUGUAGGUGUUGAAAUUGCUGUAACUUUCACCAGAUGACUUAGACAUUGCAAAAAUGUGCCAACUUAUUCUUUUAUACAAAUAUAUAUCUUUGCUACUUAACUUGGGCAGAAAGAAUUAUUGUAGAGUACUGUAAAAUAUAUGUUACAAAACAGA